This is a messenger RNA of Cololabis saira (Pacific saury), 3199 nucleotides long. Its product is annotated as golgin subfamily A member 6-like protein 22. The record is from RefSeq and is a predicted model, not a curated record. The coding region runs from base 110 to 3049 and encodes 979 amino acids. The transcript has 4 exons. Lineage: Eukaryota; Metazoa; Chordata; Actinopteri; Beloniformes; Belonidae. Gene Ontology annotation, molecular function: GTP binding.
UUAAGUUUCCAAACUUUAACAUUCCUUUACUGUUUUCUUUGUCCCUAUUCUUACAGAACACGGAACAUCCACUAAGCGCAGAAAUAGUCUUGGAUUUCUGCCACCUCUAAUGACUGAGAUGAGGGUUGUUCUGCUGGGGAACAGCUGGUCUGAACAGAGUUCUGUGGGGAACCUCAUAUACAAGAAGACCAGUUUCAACCCCCAAGAAGAACCAGAGCGCUGUGUAUCACACAGCGAAUUUAUUGGAGACAAAAAAAUGGUUGUAAUCAACACACCAAAUGUUUUACAUCCUGACAUUCCUGAAAGCAAAGUUGGUGAGUUUGUAGAAGACUUUGCGAGACUCUCUGAUCCUGGACCUCACAUGUUCUUGCUGGUUCUCCAGCCUGAAAGCUUCACUGAGCAGCAACAGAAGAGGCUCCUAUCAGCCCUGCAGUUUUAUGGUGACCAGGUUUACAACCAUAUGCUGCUCUUAAUACCAGACAGAUCUGGUGGCAUAGACAAACUUCAGAAUCAUCCACAGUAUGGACAACUGAUGAGUAAAUGUAAACACAGGUUGAUGUUUCAUAAGAAGCUUCAACGUUCAGAGCUGUUUACAGUCAUGGACACAAUUAUGGAAAAAUGUGAUGGAGAUCAUGUGACCCGCGAGAUAUUUGUAGAUGCAAAGCCUGAGAUGCCCAGCUCCUCUGAAAACCUGAAAGAAGACAAGGGAGUCGGGAUCAACUUGGAUGCUGUUCGAGAAGCUGGAACCUUUCUCACCGUUUUAAACCUGGUUCUGUGUGGGAGACAAGGAGCAGGGAAAACAUCAGCAGCCAAGGCCAUUUCAGGUCGGAGAGACCUUCGUUCAGUCUCUAACUCACCAGUGUGCUUCCAGAAUCAAGGAGAGGUGUUUGGACGUCUGGUUUCCCUGGUGGAGCUGCCUGCCUUGGGUGGAAAACCUCCAGAGGAAGUGAUGGAGGAAUCAUUCAAGUGUGUCUCCCUCUGUGAACCUGAGGGCGUCCACGCCUUCGUCCUGGUCCUACCUGUGGGUCCACUCACCGAUGACGACAAGAGGGAACUGCAGACCGUCCAGAACACCUUCAGCUCUCGAGUCAAUGACUUCACCAUGAUUCUGUUCACCGUUGACUCAGAUCCCACCCAUCCAGAUUUUGUUAACUUUGUGGAAAAGAGCGAAGACAUCCAAGAGCUCCGUCAGAGCUGUGGAGGGAGAUCUCUCAUCUUCAACGUUAAGAGUAAUCAGCAGGUCCCAGAGCUGCUGGGUGCUGUUGAAAAGAUAAACCAACUCAAACACUUCUGCAGUUACUCAGCAGACACAUUUAUGAAGGUCCAAAGAGAAAGAGUCGUACAAGAAGAGAGAGACAACACUGCACUGAGAGCUGAAGUAAAGAAGCUGAAAGAAGCACAGAUGUAUGAUGAAGAGCAGCAGAUCUCAGACUCUCUCAGGAUUGUUCUGAUUGGGAAGACCGGCUGUGGAAAAAGCUCCUCAGGAAACACCAUUUUAGGAAGUAAAGCAUUUAAAGCUGAAUCAAAGCAAACUUCAGUCACCAAACGCUGUCAGAAAGAAGUGGGUGAAGUGGACGGUCGUGCUGUUGCUGUGGUCGACACUCCCGGUCUGUUUGACUCGACUCUGUUACAUGACCAGGUCAACGAGGAAAUGCUGAAGUGCAUCAGUCUUCUGUCUCCAGGACCCCACGUCUUCCUGGUGGUGGUGCAGAUCGGCAGAUUCACCCCCGAGGAGAAGGAGACACUCAAACUCCUCAGGGAAGGUUUUGGGAAGAAUUCAGAACAGUUCACCAUCAUCCUUUUUACAAGAGGUGACGAUUUAGAACAUGAAAACAAAUCUGUUGAAGAUUACAUCAGAGAGGGCGAUGACUCAUUUCAGAAGCUGAUCGAUGACUGUGGAGGAAGGUUCCACGUGUUCAAUAACACCGAUAAAAACAAUCGUGAUCAGGUCAGAGAUCUGAUAAGAAAGGCUGAUGACAUGUUGAAGAGAAACAGAGGAAACUGCUACACCAAUGAGAUGCUGCAAGAAGCUGAAGCAGCGAUAAAGAAGGAGAUGGAGAGAAUCCUGCAGGAGAAGGCAGAUGAAAUACGGAGAGAAAAGGAGGAACUCAAACAAAAACAUGAAGAAGAAAUGCAAGAAAUGAAAAGAAAAAUGGAAGAAGAGAGCAAAAAACUACAACAACAAACUGAGCUGAAACUCAAGGAAAUGAAGGAAAAUAUAAAUAAAGAGCAGGAAGAGAAAAAGAGGGAACAGGAAGAGAGGGAAGAGGAGAGGAGGAAAAGGGAACGUAGUGACGAAGAACAUCGCCAGAUUUUGAACAAACAGCUUGAAAUGUUGGACAAACAAAUUCAGUCAGAAAAAGAGGAAAAGAAAAGCGUUAGCAGAGAGUUGGAACAGACCCGGGAAAAGUGGAGAAAGGAUAAGGAGGAUUUUGAGAAAGAACGUAAAGAAUGGUGGGAAAAACAAAAGAAAGAAGAUGAAGAGAGAAAACAGAAGGAGCAGAAACGACUGGAAGAACUCGAGGAACAAUACAAGAAGGAAAAAGAAAUGUAUGAAAAGAAAAUGAAGGAGGAGGAAAACAGAAGAGAAAAUGAGGAAAAAGAAAAGAAACAAUUAGAAGAAAGACUAGAAAAUCUGCAGAAGAAGUUUGAAGACAAGGUCAGGAGAUUAGCUGAAGAGAAAAAUGAAUUCCAGGAAAAAUAUAAAAAGAAACUGGCAGGUCAGAAGGAAGCACACAAGAGGGAGGUGAAGGAAAGGGAUGAAAAGUAUGACCUCUUAAAGGCCCUCAAAGAAAUGACCGAAAAACAAAAGAGGGAAAACCAUCUAAGAGAAAUCAAUGAGUUGGUGAAGGCUGUUUCAAAGAAACACAAAAAUCUGACCGAAGUCAAGGAUUUACUGAUGAAACAUGAGAAGGAAAUGAAAGGAGUAAAGGAGGAGGAAAAAGAGAAGCUGCAGGAAACUCAUGAAAAUGAAAUGAGUGAAAUGAUUGAAAGGUUUCUUGAUGAGAUAAAGGAAAGUCAGAAAAAAUCCCAGUGCAGCAUUUUAUGAGGAGAGUUGGUAGAAAGAUCCCUGCAGGGGUCACAAAUAUUCAAGAAUCAUACUUGGUGACAACUUCAAAUAUGUCUAAAGUGAGAAAAUCAACCUAUGCUCCUCAGAAUGAAAAACAGAUAGACGAAGCAGAUUUUUAAUUUACCUAGA